Anopheles coustani is the source of this 4630-nucleotide messenger RNA. RefSeq names its product hrp65 protein-like. Bases 178 to 1941 code for a protein of 587 amino acids. Gene Ontology annotation, biological process: regulation of DNA-templated transcription. NCBI's taxonomy places the organism in Eukaryota, Metazoa, Arthropoda, Insecta, Diptera, Culicidae. Gene Ontology annotation, molecular function: RNA binding. Gene Ontology annotation, cellular component: nucleus. The record is from RefSeq and is a predicted model, not a curated record. The transcript has 21 exons.
CUCGAGGUGGUCGCACAGUUCUUGGGUGAGCGCGGUUGGUGGUGUGCAGUAAGUGGAAAUUUGCAGAUUUCUGCGAAUUAAUUUUACCUCCGAAAAACAUUACAUAACGUGUAGAGUUAACGUUUGAAAGUGCGCAUAAUCGUGAGUUUGUGAAACGUGAUAAAAUACCAGAUCGAAAUGGACAUCGCCGUGAAGCAAGAAGUAAAUGGUUCUCCACUACCACAGCGUCAGCAGCCGCAACAUGGCGGCGGUGGCGGAGUUGGACCCCAGGGCCCCAUGCAAGGCCACCAAGGCCCCGUAGGUGAUGGGCCCGGUGGUAAUAAGAAUAAUAUGAACCGGAACAACCGUAAUAAUAGUAAAAAUCGUCAAAACAUGGGCCCCAAUCGUGGCAAUCGUGGUGGGCCUGGCGGUGGCAUGGGUAAUAAUGGCGGAGGUGGUCCCGGGGGUAAUGGUGGGCCGGGCCUCAAUCGUCAGGGCAAUCAUCCCGGAAACCAGCAGAAUCAAGGCGGAGAAGAUGGUGGUCCGCAACAAAACCAGCAUCAGAAUCGUGGCAUGAACCGUGGAAACCGCGGACAUGAUAUGGAUAAUAGCUUUGGUGAACGGCGCCGUGGAGGAGGUGGCGAAGCUUUUUUCAUCAACGACAAACUUCGCAUGCUUGCUGGUCCGCUGCUGGAUAUUCCACCGAUCGAGGUGCAGGAGGCUAAAUUCUCCGGCCGCAACCGACUGUACGUGGGAAACCUUACGAACGAUGUGACUGAAGAGGAAUUGGUGGAAAUGUUCAAGCCGUUCGGUGAAAUUCAUGAGGUGUUCAUGAACAAGGAGAAAAAUUACGCCUUUGUGCGCGUAGACUUUUUCUCGAACGCUGAAAAUGCCAAACGAGAGCUUGAUGGUACCAUGCGCAAGAAUCGGGUGCUGCGGGUGCGUUUCGCUCCCAACGCUACUGCCAUCCGGGUGAAGAACCUAACGCCGUACGUCACGAAUGAGUUGCUGUACAAAGCGUUCGAAGUGUUCGGCCCGCUGGAGCGUGCUGUGGUGCAGGUGGAUGAGCGCGGAAAACCGACCGGCGAGGGAAUCGUAGAGUUCAAGAAUAAACCGGGAGCCAUGGCGGCGAUUCGGUAUUGCACGGACAAGUGCUACUUCCUCACAUCGUCGCUGCGUCCGGUCAUCGUCGAGCCGUACACAUACCAGGACGACAACGAUGGUCUGCCAGAGAAGUCGCUGAACAAGAAGCAGAACGAAUUUGUUAAGGCACGCCAGCAGGGUCCCCGGUUUGCCGAACAUGGCUCGUUCGAGUUUGAGUACGGUCAGCGCUGGAAGCAAAUGCAUGAGCUGUUCAAGCAGAAGGCCGAGGCUCUGAAGCGCGAGAUGAUCAUGGAAGAGGAGAAGCUGGAAGCUCAGAUGGAAUACGCCAAGUAUGAGCAGGAAACCGAACUGCUUCGUGAACAGCUGCGCCAGCGUGAAAUGGAUCGUGAUCGAAAGAAGGCGGAGUGGGAGAUGCAAGAGCGACAGGUGGCGGAGGCGCGCCAACGCAAUGAUCUACAAUUGAAGACAGACAUCGAGGAAAUGAAUAGCCGUAUCAAGCGCACCGACGAGGAGCUGCACCGCAGACAGAAGGAAAAUACCAUGUUCAUGCAGCAGAACCAACAGAUGACUAUUAUGGAACAACAACAAAUGAACGAUAUGGGUGGAAUGGGUGGCGGUAGCGGUGGGGGCGGCGGUGGUGGAAAUGGUAAUGAUAAUCGGCGUAACUUCGACAUGAUGAAUCAAAGUGGCGGUAACGGCAACUUCGGCAAUAUGUUUCAAGAGGAAUACUUGUCCGAAAUCCUCCGGUUUCUCGGCACUAAUUUGGACAAUCAAUCGAACACCGCCAACAACAAGAAGCAAUACAACAAAAACAAUAAAAAACCGCAAUCUCAGGGUAAAAAUCGUCAGCACUUUUGAGAAUGUUUUAACAUAAAUUCUAACGGCCUGGGAGUAAUGAGUAACAAAUAUCGGCUGUAUCAGCUGUUGUGGAAUUAUUUGCUUCGAGUCGGAAACAACCUCAAAUAAGUGAACUCAUUACGAAAUAGAUGCGCGUUUUUGGCUUCCAUCUUUAUCGGAAUUGAUUAUUACGAUGCACAAGUAAAUGACGGCGCAUCGGCCGUGCAGCUACGUCGGAUAGAAAACGGCCCUAUGAGAAGUGCUGGGCCCCUCGAUGGUGUGGGUUUGAAUUGAACCUCCCCUCCAUCCCUAUGCGAAAGGAUUGAUUCAACACAUACGCAAAUGUGGAAAAAGACUGGUAUGUCCUGAAUGGACAGCCAUGACCGAAGGAGGUCCUCACGCCAAAAGAAGAAAAAUGUACGAAGCUUUCGAAUGGCAAACGUGAGCUUUGUAGAAUGCCGCUCUCGCGAUUGCUGAAGGAACUUACCUCUAUUAGGGACUGAUGCAGCGGCCAGUCGGGUCACAAAGGACUGCAGAAAACAUGGCUCAGGGAAAGUUGCUGCAACUAAUGAAUGUUGCAACGGGUGCUAUCCAGUUUCUUUACAUCGUUCUGAAAACACUUCGGUUAGUUCUGAAACUUCUUGACACAAUCAUGAGAGCUGCUACAACUGCCAACAGGUGCAAUCCAGAUCCUCUCAACUUUGUUCGAAAGGGACGCCGCGGGAUAACAUUGCCUGCCGCCUGAUUUAGAGAAUGGUGGUGAAACUGAUGGAAAGGCAACAGCUUCAAUCCAGAUCCUCUCAACUUUGUUCGAAAGGAGGAAUGCCACAGGAUAACAUUGCCUGGCUUUGGCUGGCUUAGGUGCUGAAACUGAUGAAAAUGCCAAACAGCAGAAGCGGCUUACAAGGAAGUGUACUUGCAGUUGAUUUAAAAGCAAAUUUAACAGCUAGCAGGUUCGGCGUGGGUUCGAAUCUCAACCGAGACCGGACGAGAGGACUGACCCUGUACGAGAGGACUGACUAUCCACGUACAACAGGGAAACAAGUCUCGUAAGCCCUUAACGGGCAGGCAUGACCAAGAGGUCGUUACGCAAAGAAGAAGAAGAACAGCUAGCAACAUGUUUGUAAAUGAAGCGGUCUAUAAAUGGUGUAUCUGGAGCGGAAAAUCAGCAAAAAGGAAAGUCGAUGAUCUUAAUUAUCAUAAUCAAAUUAAAGCGGGCAGAUUCCUUUUGCGAUAACGAAAAGAUGCGCAUACCUCAGCACCACCGACCUCAAAUGCCAUUUCGUCACGUACUGCCAUUUAGUUAUCCGCUUUGAAAUGUUAAUUGUGGCAAUCAAGACUCAAGAUGCAUUUAGUUAUCCGGUUUGAAAUGUUAAUUGUGGCAAUCAAGACUCAAGAUGCAUUUAGUUAUCCGGUUUGAAAUGUUAAUUGUGGCGAUCAGGACUCAAGAUGCAUUUAGUUAUCCGGUUUGAAAUGUUAAUUGUGGCGAUCAAGACUCAAGAUGCAUUUAGUUAUCCGGUUUGAAAUGUUAAUUGUGGCGAUCAGGACUCAAGAUGCAUUUAGUUAUCCGGUUUGAAAUGUUAAUUGUGGUGAUCAAGACUCGUUAGCUGGAUUUACGCAACCGUCACAGUCAUCAGUUUCCUGAACUAGAUAUAGGAGCUUACAAAGACAUGCGAUUUUCGUACAGUUUGGAUGCUUCGAUAGGCAAAUUACAGAGAUUCUUUUUGUGAUCCAUCUGCCUUGGAACUAUUAUAUGAAAAACUACAGGCGUACCCGAUGAUAGGUUUUCUCCAGUAGAAACGUUUGAAAUCACGUGCGUUGGUAGUUUACAAAGCAAAACUUACUUGUGCAGCUAGAAAAGGCUCGUAUUUCGGAUUUUUAUGUUAAUGGAACAACUUAUGCACUCUGUUGAUAAUGGUCGGUAUCGCUAACAAUAUCGUGCUGUUUAAACAAUCGCUCAUUUUUUUUUUAAGAAUUUCAGUGCAUUUAUGAACGAACUUUUUAACGAUGUUUGUUUAGAUUAAGCGAUGUUGUUUGCGAUACCUCCGGGCAUUGUUUACACAAAAUCGAUAAGGAGGUUCCAGUAAACAUUGCAGCUAACUUUAGCAAAACAUGGUACCACGAUAAUGGCAAGCUAUUAUACAUUUUUUAAACCAUCUCGACAGUUUAAAAUGAAACUGAGUUUCGUAAUCCAUGAGACAACUUCUGUCUGUUUUUUUAUCGGCAUCGUAAGCGAUAUCGUUACAAAUAAUCAAUUGUCAACACCAGUGCAUUUAUGAACGAACAAUUAAUAAGAAUUUAUGAUUGUAUUUAGUUUGUGCGAGUUCUUCGUAUACUAUGCCGACAGUUAGUUAAAACAAGUAAAUCUAAUGACGAUUCUCAAUGUGUCAAGCCUUUCAUCAUUCCCGUCAUUCAUGAGAGAAAUUUAGUAACACUAUAUAUUGUAAAAAAGUAGAAUUGAAACGCCUUAUUCACGUGUAUAAUAUUUCAAAUUUAUGCUGAGGGAUCCGUUAGCGCGUACGCCUGUCGAUUCACUUCUUGGUGAAGGAAAGAAAUUUCGGUUAUGCUAGUCAUCGAUCUGGUUCAACUGCUGUGAUGUGAUAAUCCCAUUUGCAGUCGAUUUGGGUGCUUGGAUUGUGUGUUUUAUGAAUGUCGGAAUAUACAUCUACUGUUGUAAUCUAAAUAAAACACAUGAUUAUGUUAAAUUCAA